CCUACAAAGAGAAGAAAAAAAAAUUAAACCCUUUUUCUUUAGAGAGAAAAAAUCAAACCCUUGUUUUUUGGUAUGAAAUUUGACAUAUUUUUCCUUUUAGAUUAAACAGGAUUUUAUCGAGGAGAACUUCGAAACUUCAGCAGAUUGGCGGCUGCGGCUCUUUUCAAUUUGCCUUUUCUUCUUCCCCUGUUUGGAGGUUGGAGGUUGGAGCUAGACUAGAGCUAUGGUUCCCCAAUGACCACGUUGCCCAGCUCGCCGAUCUCUCACGCCACAAUCCCCCAUCUCUAUUUGCUCAAUCCCGCAACACCAUCUCCCAGAUCUUUGACUCCUUCAGAAACUUCAUCACUGCCUACAAUCCGAAAUGUUAAAACCCCACAAAACCCCACCUCGUAUGUGCUUCCAUAUCCUCUUUUCUCUUCUGGGUUCUCGCCAAUCCUUCAAUUUCUCAUCGGAGCCGCACCCUUCUUCACCCCUUUCACUUUCAUCCACCACGGACCCUUUCCCUGAAUUAGUCUCUAAAAUCUCUAACAUUCUUUCCGGUCCCAACUGGGAACGGAAUUUAAAGCUUUGCCAUUUGACCGCCAAACUCAAACCCCAUCACGUAGUGAAGAUCCUCGAAACGCACAAGAACACGGAUUCAGUCUUGCGCUUCUUCUACUGGGUUUCGAGGAGGAAUUUUUUCAAACACGAUAUGAGUUGCUUUAUUUCGAUGCUGAAUAGGCUAGUCCGGGAUCGUCUUCUUGCACCUGCAGACCAUGUAAGAAUUCUAAUGAUUAAAUCAUGUAGGAAUGAGGGAGAGGUUAAGAGGGUAAUUCAGUUUUUGAGUGAGAUUAAUACCAAAUAUGGUUUUGGGUAUACUUUGUAUAGUUUUAAUACUCUUUUGAUUCAGUUGGGCAAGUUUGAGAUGGUCGGUUUAGCUCGAGAUGUGUACAUUGAGAUGCUUAACAGCGGGAUCAAACCCAGUUUAUUGACAUUUAAUACAAUGAUUAAUAUUUUAUGCAAGAAAGGAAAGGUGCAAGAGGCAGAGUUGAUUAUGAGUGAAAUUUUUCAUUAUGAUGCCUGUCCAGAUGCUUUUACAUAUACAUCUUUGAUUCUUGGGCAUUGUAGAAAUCAAAAUUUAGAUUUAGCUUUUGAGAUGUUUGAUCGAAUGGUGAAAGACGGGUGUGAUCCGAAUUCGGUGACUUAUACAACCCUUAUCAAUGGACUAUGUAGCGAAGGGAGGUUAGAAGAAGCCAUGGAUUUGCUUGAAGAAAUGGUUGAGAAAGGGAUUGAACCAACAGUAUACACAUACACCAUUCCAAUAGUUUCAUUAUGUGACGCCGGUCGUUCUAGUGUGGCAGUAGAGCUUCUAGGAAAAAUGAAAAAGAGCAGAUGUGCUCCAAAUGUUCAAACAUUUACAGCACUAAUCAGUGGUUUAUCACGAGAUGGGAAAUUUCAGGUUGCAAUUGGUCUAUAUCACAAGAUGUUGGCUGAUGGAUUGGUUCCAACAACUGUCACAUAUAAUGCCCUGAUUAAUCAAUUGUGUGUGGAGGGAAGAUUUGAAACUGCUAUUACCAUCUUCCGAUGGAUGGUGAGUCAUGACAGUUUGCCAAAUACACAAACAUAUAAUGAAAUAAUUAAAGGCUUUUGCUCAAUGGCUGACAUUCAGAAGGCAAUGGUUCUCUUUGACAAAAUGCUCAAGGCUGGUCCUUCCCCAAAUGUGAUAACUUACAAUACACUUAUUCAUGGAUAUUGCAAACAGGGGUAUAUGAACAAUGCAAUGAGAUUGUUAGAAAUGAUGAAGGGCAAUGGAUUUAAGCCAGAUGUUUGGACCUAUACUGAACUUAUUUCAGGGUUUUCUAAAAGGGGAAAAUUGGAUCAAGCAUCUUCUCUUUUCAAUGAAAUGUUGGAACAUGGUGUUUCUCCAAAUCAAGUUACAUAUACAGCUAUGAUUGAUGGAUAUUUCACUUUGGAAAAAGUGGAUGAUGCUUUGGCAUUGUUUGGGAAGAUGGUGGAAAGUGGAAAUCUUCCAAGUAGUGAAACCUACAAUGUGAUGAUAAGUGGUUUCUCUAAAAUCAAUCGCAUUUCUGAAGCAGAGAAUUUCUGUUGUAAAAUGGUGAAGCAAGGCUUGGUUCCAAAUGUCAUUACCUACACAUCCUUUAUUGAUGGGCUGUGUAGGAACGGGAGGACAGAUCUUGCAUUCAAGAUUUUUCAUGAAAUGGAGAAAAGAAAUUAUUUUCCAAAUCUAUAUACUUAUAGUUCCCUAAUUUAUGGUUUAUGUCAAGAAGGUCGGGCUGAGGAUGCAGAAAGGUUACUUGAUGAAAUGGAGAAGAAAGGAGUAACCCCUGAUGAGAUAACUUUUACUUCUCUUAUGGAUGGUCUUGUUGCACUUGGCAGAAUUGAGCAUGCAUUUCUCCUUUGCAGGCAAAUGAUUGAUGUUGGCUGCAGACCCAAUUAUCGAACCUUUGGCGUAUUGCUGAAGGGAUUGCAAAAGGGAAUCCAGUCGCUUACGGAAAAAGUUGACGCCCAACAUGAAAUCAUGCAUACUUGUAGUUCUGAUGAGAAAUGUAUCAGCACACAUACAAUGUACAAUCUCCUGGCUAGAUUGUCUUCCUAUGGAUGUGAGCCUAACGUCGAUACCUAUACCACUUUAGUGAGAGGCUUGUGUGGUGAGGGCAGAUGCUACGAGGCAGAUCAGCUGGUCGUGAGCAUGAAAGAGAGAGGUUUGCAACCUAGUGAAGAACUUUAUCAUGCUCUAUUGGUUGGCCAAUGUAAGAACUUGGAAGUGGAAUCUGCUCUUAAAAUCUUUGACUCUAUGGUUACAAUAGGUUUUCAGCCUAACUUAUCAGCUUACAAGGCUCUGAUAUGUGCACUUUGUAAAGCAAAUUUCAGACAGGAAGCUGAAUGUAAUUUUCAGAUUAUGCUUGAGAAGCAUUGGAGUAGUGAUGAGGUUGUCUGGACAGUGUUACUUGAUGGAUUACUCAAGGAAGGGGAAACUGAUCUAAGUUUGAAGCUUCUUCAUGUCAUGGAAUCUAGAAAUUGCGCUCCCAAUUUCCAGACAUAUCUUAUGUUGGCCAGAGAACUAUCUGCACUAGGUAGCUCAAUUGAAAUCCCUCAAGUCUCUAAACAGUUGGAAAUUGAAAAAGAUAAACAAUGACUCAAGGUGCACUUAUUUGAACAAGAAAAAUGUUCUCAAGCUUCCGAUAUAAUAGUGGACCAUGGUCUAAUGGUUUCCAAUAUGUCAACAAAUUUGCCUGAUGGAAUUUUCCAUCAUAAACAGCAGCAAUAAUUUUUCUUGCUGUUAUUUAAUAACAUGAAGCAAAUUGUUGAUGUUCUUAGAGAUGAUAUUGCUCUACAAGAAGCUUCUAAUUCCUCCAGUUGCUGUUUAUUUGACAAGAUAUUAACCAUAAUUCAUACCAAGCUUCUUUUGCUCGUAGACAUGUAUCAAUUUGUUUUUAAGGCCUUUCAAGGGGGGGUCUUAAUGGUAAGGGUUUUGGAUGUUUGAGGGAAGUUCCCAAAAGAUUAUGGGUUGACGGCUUAAGGUAAAAAGACAGCUUGAUGGGUUCAAUCCUCUGGGUAGAAAGAAAGUUCGAUGGAUGAAAUUCUUUUUGAUAUCUUUUAGAGCUAGUUUUGGACGGUGCACAGGAAGUCUUCCCGUGGAGUAGUGGGGUGGGUCCUGAUGCCUUGUGUAUUUUUUGAAAAACAAAUUCUUUUUAGCAUUGAAAUUCCGAGAAUCUCUAUGUGCUCAAUUUUAAGGGCAUUUUAUGAUUCCGUUGAAGAUGUUGCUUCAGUGUAAUGUUCACUUGUGGGUAGUCGUGUUCCUUAUAAAGGGAAACUCAUUCUCUAGAAUGUCCUUUUUUCCAGUUAUGUUGUAUCUUAUCUUUUGAUUUUCUACUGGGAAUUGAUAAAUAAUGUGUAUUGAAUAUUCGUGCAUCUCAAUUUUGCAGGGUAAAAGUAACAGUUUCCGCAGCAGAGUUCUCUAUGUUCUUGAUAACUAACCAGUAAUCACUAAAGCAGGAAUAUCUGCCUAUACGUAAUAUUGAUGCUGCUACACCCCACGAUUUGUUGAUUCACUUUAUUCUUUGCAUUGCUGAAGGUAGUACCAACAGAAUGCUUCCGUGGAGCAGGUCUCUUCCUUCCCUGUCAAUAAUAAGAGUCAUAAUUAGCCACAGGAUUACUAACUGAAGCAUAAUGUCAGUUUGUAGUCUAAAGAGUUGAGUAUUUUCCGGGUGCCUCAAUUUUUGGCACUUCCUGAAUAAUGUUCAAUGAGAAAGAACCAUGAAUAAAUGUAUGUUCGGCAUACAAAUUUUCCAGGUCUAUAUCUGACCCGAGUAUAAUUCAUUAAUCGAUAUAUCAUUUUAAACUCUACAAUUCUCUCGAAUGUGCACUGUCUAUAACCAUACUUCUGAAACUUUUCUACGCCUCCCAAAAAUUGAUAACUUUGUUCGAUGGAAACAGUUGAGGCUGAUAAUGUGCAGUUGGCAUGGAGAAACUAAAUGGUCUGUUUGAACCAUUUACAAUUGUUUUAACCCCAUUACAGAUUUAACUGAUUUAGACCCAGAAGAAAGAAGAAUCCAAGUUGAUUGCCAUCGUUCAAUGGACUCGAGAGGCAAUUUUGAGCUUUUGGGCUGAAGGAAGUGAUAGUUCCCUUGGCAGAUUCUCGCUUCCCCUGGCCCUCUUUACAACCCUAUUCAAAAGCCAUGAAAAAAUAAAUCUUUGUUGUGAAAGGAAUUGCAAGCGUCCUAAAACACAGAUGGGUAGGCACAGUAGUGAACCCACCAUGGUUGGUACCUCCAUAGCUCUAUUACAAGAAAGGUUCAGACAGUUGCAGAAAGACAAGCAAAGGAGAGAGAAGAAGAAGCUUCUUAACCUACUAUCCGAAUCAAAUAUGGUUGAUACCUCGAUAAUGCAUUUAGAAACCAACGGCUCAUCAACCUCAAGAGAUUUGGACUCUAAUUCCCUCUCCCUUGGCCUGAACUUGCAGAAUGCAGGUAAGCAAGCUGAUAUUCAUGAAGCCAGAUUGAUACCUGGUGACGCCAAGUUCUGGCCCGGAAACUCAGUCAGGACAAGUGCUUUAAGAAGUUUCGAUAGUCCAGAUGUCGAUACCACUCUUCAUCUAUAGAUAAUUUCUUCACUUAGUAUUUUCUGUUAGUUUAUUUGCUUGGUUCUCUCCCUACAUAAGAAUGAAAAGUGUGUGUUGAGCUGAUAUCUAUUGUGAUCAAUAUGUAUUCUAUUGAUGGUGCUCUGGACAUUUUGUAAGUUGUAGUCUUUUUCCUUGGUUAGCUUAGCUCUAGGAAUGUGCCUAAUGAGAAAGGGAGGGAAGGAAAGUGAUGGAAAAUAACUCUGAAAUCAGAUGGUCGCUUUUACCAGUUUGAUUGUGGUUAAAUCUCUCUCUCUCUCUCUCUCUCUCUGUGUUUCUUUCUUUCUUUUCAUGAAGUUCAUUCUUCUUUCUCUGUAUGAAAGCUUGUUUGUGAGAGAGAGAAUAGUACUUCUAUGGAUUCUAUCUAA
This is a messenger RNA of Benincasa hispida (wax gourd), 5487 nucleotides long. RefSeq lists its product as uncharacterized. Gene Ontology annotation, molecular function: mRNA binding; protein binding. Lineage: Eukaryota; Viridiplantae; Streptophyta; Magnoliopsida; Cucurbitales; Cucurbitaceae. The record is from RefSeq and is a predicted model, not a curated record.